Paracoccidioides brasiliensis Pb18 is the source of this 567-nucleotide messenger RNA. RefSeq lists its product as uncharacterized. The record is from RefSeq and is a predicted model, not a curated record. The transcript is spliced from 2 exons. Bases 1 to 567 code for a protein of 188 amino acids.
AUGAAGAUCACCAUUGUUGCCUCUCUCCUCCUUACUAUCGCCGGUCUAGCCGCCGCUUCUCCCCUGGCUCAGCCUGAUGAUGUCCCGAUCGUCGCUGUCGAACCUGAUAAUGGCCCAAGCAUCACUUCCAAACCUGGGGCUAGCUGCUCAGGAUCUGGCCGUGUUACCUGCAGCUUCAGCGAUGGGCAGCGGGAUCAAUCAUAUCAACAAGCACUCCAUCCUGCAGCCAGACAGGAGGCAUUCAAGAACUCUACUAUUAAGAAUGGAUUUAAAGGCACAGGUCUAGUACUGUAUGAGCCGAAUGAGAUUUUUUUACACAUCUACAUACUCAGCUUCAUACUCCUACUCUCAGACACUUCUCAUGGAUCUGAGUCAUUCUAUACUCCUCAAAUGCCUAAGAAUGUGAGGCAGUUAGAACUUCAAAGCAGCAAGAUCAAGCAGUGUAUGGAGCUGCUGUACAGUUUCGACCAAUCGAGUCUUUAUCAGUCGAUUAAGAGAUGCCAGCUGGCCACGUAUAGUGCUGCUAUUUUAGCAAAGAAAAAUAAAGAGCUGAGAGCUGCAGGUUGA